This is a messenger RNA of Dictyostelium purpureum, 810 nucleotides long. RefSeq lists its product as uncharacterized. The transcript is spliced from 4 exons. The coding region runs from base 13 to 810 and encodes 265 amino acids. The record is from RefSeq and is a predicted model, not a curated record. Gene Ontology annotation, molecular function: oxidoreductase activity. Lineage: Eukaryota; Evosea; Eumycetozoa; Dictyosteliales; Dictyosteliaceae.
AUUCAAUCAAAUAUGAAAAUAGAAGGAAAAACAUUUGUUAUAACUGGUGGGGCAAGUGGAUUAGGUUUAGCAACAACCAAACAUUUAUAUUCAUUGGGUGCAAAUUUAGUAAUUAUCGAUAUGAAUGAAGAAGCAGGAAAUAAUUUAGUUAAACAACUAGGUAGUGAUAGAGCUUCAUUUCAUUGUGUGGAUAUAACAUUGGGAGAACCACUUCAAAAAGCAUUGGAUUCAGCUGUAAAUAAAUUUAAAGAGAUUCAUGGUGCUAUAAAUUGCGCAGGUGUUGCUUCAGCAAUGAGAGUUAUAAAAAGAAAUGGUGAUAUAUUCCCACUAGAAUUAUUUGAAAGAGUUAUGUCAGUAAAUGUUACAGGUACAUUUAAUGUUAUUAGAUUAGUCGCAAGUAUUAUAAAUAAACAAAAAGUUCAAAAAGACAAUGAAGGAAAAGCCAAUGAGAGUGAGGAAAAGGGUGUAUUUGUUAUGACAGCAUCAGUUGCUGCAUUUGAUGGACAACCAGGCCAAGCAGCAUACAGUGCAAGUAAAGGAGGAAUUGUCAGUAUGACACUACCAUUAGCAAGAGAAUUUACACCAUUAAAAUGUAGAAUUAUGACCAUUGCUCCUGGUUUAUUUGCAACACCAUUGGUUACUGGUUUACCAGCACCUGCAGUCAAAUCAAUUGAAGAUUCAAUUCCAUUCCCCUCCAGAUUAGGUAAACCUGAAGAAUUUGCAUUUUUAGUUCAACAUAUUAUUGAAAGUAGUUAUUUAAAUGGUGAAGUCAUUAGAUUGGAUGGUGCACUACGUUUAUCAAAAUUAUAA